This is a messenger RNA of Nylanderia fulva, 6917 nucleotides long. The record is from RefSeq and is a predicted model, not a curated record. NCBI's taxonomy places the organism in Eukaryota, Metazoa, Arthropoda, Insecta, Hymenoptera, Formicidae.
ACCAGCUAGCCAAGCCACCAGUCAACCAGUCGGUCGACCUGCUGGCCAAUCAGACAACCACGCUAACACGCCGUAUUGCGCUGCGCUGCGCUUCGCUCGAGCUUAGCCGCGAGUCAGUCAGUCAGUGCGCCGCGAACCUUGGUCUCGCACGCCCACGUGUGCUUGACGUUUCAUCGAUGGUUUAAAAAAAAAAGAAAAAAAUGAUCAAGAUGCGUCGAAAGUCCCGGCGAGACCGAAUGCCUCUUCUCACUGCUCAUUAUCGCGCUCCGUAAUUAGACAUAAAUUGGCGGUGAAUGUCACAGGUGUGAGACCGCGCGCUUCGGGAUUUACAUCUCUUCAAGGGAUUUCAUCUCUUCAGCAUCACUGUUCUACAUAAGCUACUCGCUUCGCUCGCGUGUGGAUAUGUAUAUGAUUCGAGUGUGUUGCACUGUGCGAUUUUUUAUCGGAUUAAAAUACAUAUUUGUACGUGAGGGAGAAUAAGAAAGAGACGUUUCCAUAUAACGGAGAAGAGAUAGAAAAAAGGGAAAGAGAGGAGAAAAUAAGGAGAAGAGAGAAGCGACAUGGCGCCCCCCAACAGACCGCCUCGCCCUGGCUCCGGUCUCAGCCUCUCCGUACUUGACCUGGCGCAGAUACGAGCGUUGGUCGAGUCGACAGGGAUGCUGGGUGGAUCCACAUGCCCGUCCUGCGAGAUGCCGUUCGACAAGGGCAAGAAACGUCGCCUGAUCGACUCCUGCGGUCACGAACGUUGCUACUCCUGCCUGUUUCGCAGCGAGGCCUGUCCGCUCUGCUUACACGACUACGAUGUCAAUAACGAUGACGGACUGGAGGAACCGACUCUCAGGGAUGCUUCCGCGGCUCCGUUGUCCGUUUUCGCACCCACGGACGGUUGGCUCGAUGAGUCAUCGACGGUGAAUUCUCUCUGCGGCAGCCCCAGGCUACCACGCACCAAAAUCACCACGAGGGCUCAUUUAUCGUCACGAGUUAUGCACCGAGGUGGGGUAGAAAAUCUCUCGUUGGUGACGAUGACGAAGAACUUGAGAAGUAAACCUUCGGCGCUUCCAGAUUCUUCUAUUUCUCAAAGUCAACAAAAAUCUGAAAUGACACAAAGUUGCCCGACACCGCCGAAUCAACGAAAAAGAUUCUUCCUCAACCCGAAAGUACUCAGAAGCUCCUUUGCCGCUCAGAAAUCUUCGAGACGUACCGCAUCCUCGCCCGAGCCGACCAUGAAUGAUAAUCCUUCCGCAUUAUCAGAUGAUGAAGGCGGUUGCGUGAAACCGCUAUCCUCGAAAACCAGAAAAUCGUCGCAGUCGGAUCUGUAUAUGAGAUUGGGCCUGCUAUUGGGAUCAAAUCGAACGAACGCGAGCACGGAACCGGAUGCGUGUCCUUCCUCGAGAGCCCCGGCGGUCCAGGGACACGACAGCUCGGCAGCUUCCUUCAGCAGUCUAACCAGCUUCGAAACACAGACGCUGGCCUCGACGAACACGAGUCCGGUCUCAACAUUGACAGGCACAUCGAGCGAAGCGGAGGCCGCAGCAGCGCUGCGAUGUUCCGUCAAGCCGAAGGUCAAGGCCAAGGGAAAGGUCAAGUCCAGGGACUGUGACAGCGCCGGUAGCCUGGCGUCCAUCUCCACGUCGUUAUCCAUAUCCACGUCUAUGUCCAUGUCUAUGUCGGUGUCCGUCUCUGGUCUGUCGAAUGGUAGUGGCUCGAGUCCGCUCGCGUUCAGGAGACAUUCCGCUAAUGCCGCGCAAGCGGGCCAGACCGACGAACUUGGCCAGCUAAGGACCAGACGGUCCUGCGCCCGGAGAUCAGCGAGAGCCGGCAACGUUAAGGGUCUGGUGGACGCUAAACUGCGUUACAUUCAGCAUCACAUGGCGCAAUUAACCUUGAAGCCGUUGUUCUUCGAAGUGCCGUUAUUAGAAGAGGAUCCGCUCUUCGCCGGACGACAAUGGCUGUUACACGAAUUCGAAUCUGUGAUCAAUGGCUCUAGUCCUGGCAUUCUGAUCUCCGGAUCACCAGGUACGGGAAAGACCGCACUUAUGUUGCAACUGGUGGAACAUAGUUGUUUCGGGAGAAGGAACGAACAGCUGGGGCGAUCUUUGGAAAUGAACAAGGAAUGCGACGAGAAAGAGAGGCAAAGUAACGCGACUCUUCAAGCUAAUAUUCGACAUACCAACGAAAAGGUUCGCGAAUUAGCUUCGCACGUCGUGGCGUAUCACUUUUGCCAAUCCGACAACAAUAGUACCUGUCUAGUGCCAGAUUUAAUUCAUUCGCUAGCGGCGCAACUCUGCCAGGCACCUCAAUUAAUCUCGUAUAGGGAGUAUCUGUUGUCCGAACCUCAUCUUCAAGGUUCGCUAUCGCAAAGGGAGUGCACUGUUGAUCCGGAUCUCGCGCUCUCUAGAGGUAUUAUCGAACCGCUUUUGGUCUUGAAGAAAGCCAAUAGAUUACCAGUCUCGAAUAUGAUAAUAUUAAUCGACGCCGUUUGCGAAGCCGAAUAUCACAGGCCAGAUAGAGGUGAUACUAUAGCUUCUUUCCUGACGAGGCAUGCACCGAACAUUCCGAGUUGGUUGAAGAUUGUUUGCACAGUAAGAACGCAGUUGCUCGACUGUGCGAAGCAACUGCCAUACACGAGGAUUUCGUUAGACAAGAUUCCGAAUGAUGCGAUCGGCAACAAUAUCGCGAAAGAUCUGUCCGAUUACAUCGGUUACAGACUCGCGCAAAGUCCCAAUAUACAGACAAACGUGACUGCAUCGAUAAACGGCAAGACGGAAUCAUCGUACAACGCGAAUCAGACGAGAUUCGCCUCGCAUCUACUUGCGCUGGCUAAAGGCAGCUUCCUCUUCGCUAAACUGACACUUGAUCUUAUCGAGAGCGGACAUUUAGUCGCUAAAUCUGCAAGCUAUAAGGUACUACCGGUCUCUCUCGCACAGAUCUUUCAGUUGCAUUUUAACUUAAGAUUUCCUACGGUAGCCUCGUUCGACAAAGUGCAACCUCUUUUGGCCGUCUGUUUGGCAGCUCUGUAUCCACUGACCUUACCUGAAAUUUUUUAUUCCGUAAAUUCCCUAAAUGUAGACCAUUUUAUCUCAUGGGAAGACUUUUUACAGAGGUUCAAGAUGCUCUCUGGUUUCCUUGUGAAACGUCUAGACAAUACCUACAUGUUCUUCCAUCCGUCGUUCAGGGAAUGGUUGAUGAGAAGGGACGAAGGGGAAUCGACAAAAUUCCUGUGUGACUAUAGACUCGGACACGCGGCGAUUGCGUUCAGACUAUCUCGUCUUCAAGCACCGUUAGACGGUGAUAAAGCCUUGGAAUUUGGUCAUCACGUAUUGAAAGCGCACGUUUAUAGAGGCGUAGCUCCGUGCUGGCCUUCGCGCGAUUUACAAGCUCUCUGGCUGACCCUGUCGACCGAAUGUAUCUCCUCGGCAUUAUGCACUCUUCGGAAUAUCUACAGUCCAAAUGUGAAGGUGUCGCGAUUGCUCCUGCUGGCGGGCGCAUCGCCGAACCACAUCACCGAGUAUCUGGGUAACGCACCGGCUUUAUGCAUGUACGCGCACGAGGGUUUCGUCGAGAUGGUAUCCCUCCUUCUCGAAUUCGGCGCCGAUGUCGAACUGACUAAUAGCCAAGGUUGUACUGCAUUAUCACUGGCAGCUGCCCGAGGACAUUGCGACGUUGUCAGAAGGUUGGCUGCUGCUGGAGCCUUGUUAGGACAUGUUGACAUGGCUGGCCAAUGUCCUCUGGUACACGCGGCGAGGUACGGAAGACUGUCAGUGGUUGGGUACCUUCUUGCUUGUGACUGGGUCCUGCCAACCGGUGAGAAUAGACUGGAAAGCGGUGCCUCAGAAAUAGGCAGAGAGGAAGCCGCUCAGCAAGCUGUUGUCGCGGCCGCUUCGCAAGGUCAUGAAGCCGUCGUGGAGUAUCUCUUAGAUAUGGCCGAAGUGAUUGUGGAUCGUCCCGAUACAUUGAUAGGUGAAACCGCUUUAACGAUUGCUGCCGCGAAUGGUUCGACCGCAACGGUCUCUGCGCUUUUGGCUCGUGGUGCUAAUCCAAUCGCUGUAAACGCGAAAGGUCUGUCUGCUCUCAUGCUCGCCGCCAAGGAAGGACAUUGGGGUACUGCUGAACGACUCUUGCAAAAAAAUUUAUCCACCAGCACUGAUACAAUAUCAGACGAAACUAUAUCGCUCCUGGAACAACGCGAUCCCACUGGCCGCACUGCGUUAAUGCUGGCUGCUUCCGAAGGCCACACCAAUCUUGUCGAGCUGUUUCUCGAUAAAGGCUCGAUUUUAGAAACGAAAGACAAGGAAGGACUCACUGCUCUUGGCUGGGCUUGCGUUAGAGGACGCGUAGCUGUCGCACAGAUGUUGCUCGAUCGCGGCGCCAAUGUUGGUACGAAUGACAAUACUGGUAGAACUCCUUUGGAUUUGGCCGCAUUUCAGGGUAAUCCAAAACUAGUACAGUUAUUACUCGACAAGGGAGCCGCGGUGGAACACGUCGAUCUUCAUGGCAUGCGACCUCUGGACCGUGCUAUCGGAUGUCGCAAUAUACCGGUGGUCCAAUGUUUCUUGCGUCGUGGUGCCAAAUUGGGUCCCGCCACAUGGGCUAUGGCGGCAGGAAAACCGGACGUUUUAAUAAUCUUGCUGAAUAAGCUUUUAGAAGAUGGCAAUGUCUUGUAUCGGAAGAACAGAUUGAAGGAGGCGUCGCAUCGAUACGCGUAUGCUCUUAGAAAAUUUCCAGUCUCCCCGGAAGAAGAUUACCAGGGGCAAGAACAAGGUCACAUGAUGCUGCAGCUCCAAACUUUUACGCAGCUCCGAUUAAAUUUCCUUCUAAAUCUCAGCCGAUGCAAGCGCAAGAUGAACGAAUGUAUUGAAGCUAUCGAACUCGCCGACGAAGCUCUGGACAUCCGUUCCGUUUCUUACGAAGCGUUCUAUGCCAGAGCUAAGGCGCGCGUAGACUUAGGCUUAUUUGAGGACGCCUUGUCAGACGUUCAGGAAGCUCUUCAACAUGCGCCGGCUAACAAUAAACAAGAUCGUAGAGUACUCGCAGCCUUAAAAGACGAGAUCGUCUCUCGGAUCGACGGUACUGGAACCAGUAAAGGGCACGAAGAUUAUAUCGCCAGAUCUCGCCUUCGAGCAUCAGUGGAUACUCUUACAGAGUUGUAAUGUUACUUGAUUAAGAUACUCGAAUAUGUUAAGUUUAUACAAAUCGAUUCGAUUCUCAAAAACGCAAUAAUAAUAAUUUACGCUUGUUAUAAUCCAUGAUUUAAUUUAUGACCGUAUUUAAAGGAACGGCCACAAAAGCUUUAUCCAAGAGUUUAAACUUUUCUAAAGACCUAAACGAGGUCUUUCGCUUCUGUGCUUAUCGAGUGCUAGAAAUGAUAAUUUUGUGAAAAUUUAAAAAACUAUAUCUUUUUUUAGAGAUGCUUCUGUAUCAUUUCUGAUACAAUAGCGCUAUUGACGUGCGGCUUUUAUAUACUUUUACUAUAUACUAUAUACAUUCGAAUAACUUAUUAUAUAGAUAUUUAUCCUUAGUUUGUUGCUCAGAGAAUUUAACACAAAAACUUGAUUUGAUCAAAUUUACAUUCUGUAUUAAAAAAAGAGAAAGAACAUCUCUUUUUUUAUCGAAAAUGUAAUCAAAGACAUAAAAGUGUUAAACGAUUUGCACACGGAUUUUUAUCAUUCGCAACUUGCUUUUAAAUUAUCAUAUUUUACAAUCUUUUAACACGUAUAUUUAUGUUAUAUUUAAUGCAAGAUACAAUUAUAAGCUUGAAAACUAGUUUUGAAUGAAAAUUCUACGAUGGUUGAGUUAUAUUACUAUGAAUUAUGCGUUAUCCUGUACAUUGUGUACGUGGAAAAAUUCUUUCUUCAGUAUUCUUACAGUAUAUACUGAUCUUGCCACGUAAAAGUAUUUUUAGAAUUUAUGAAAAUUGCUGUAAUAAAAGCGUGCCGAUUUAAUUGUCCGGCAAAAUUCGCUAAUCAAAUUGGCAUCGUAAUUAUACUUAUCAUCGAUUUAUUAGAAACAAAUUGUAAUAUAUCAAUCGAUGAUACAUCGACGUUGUCAAUUAUUAGUAUAUGCAGGAUACUUGAUAUUUAUUAUAGUUGGCAAAACACUGAUUAAAAAGUAGUUUGUUUCAACAUUAAUUUUUAACGUACAAAAGAUAUCCAACGUAUUCUGACGCGAGCAUAAAGUAUUGUAUGAUGUGGAGUGAAAUAUUUGUAUGAUUUUUAUUUGAUUAUACAAAUCAAAUAAAAAUAUAUACAAUAGAUCUUCGUAUAAUGCAGGGAAUAUGUUCUGUGUUAUGAUUCCACGUUAUACAAUACUCGCACAUAGAUUGUACAAAAUUAAAAAAUAUAUUGUUCAUAAAAAAUAUAUUGUUCAUUAGAAAAGAAAUACAAAAUUUUUCGCAAAAUUUGAAAUUUAUCUACUGCGUGUUAUAGAAGAGAAUUCAUGUUAUCGAAAUACGUUUUAUAGAAGGUUUUUUGUAUAUAUAUAAUCACGUGUGUAUUAUAUGAGUAUAAUACAUUAAUAUAAUUGGCCUUAUAAAGCAUUAUAAAACAUUCUAAUUUAAAUGAAUUGUUUCAUUAUUUGCUUUUUUAUAUCAGUAUUUUAUAUAAUAAUUAUAAACAAUUUAUAGUGCAACAUUCUCAUUAUUCAAUUGAACGUAGAACGCGCGCAUAUGUAUAAUUAUAAAUUAUAUAUAAUACUAUUAAAUUUUGCUAUAUUUAGUAUAUAUUUGUACUCCGAACAUAAGAAAAAUCCAACAUUAUUAACCUCGCAGUGAUUAUUUAUAAUAUUCGCAUCUUGCCAAGCGUAUGUAAGGUCGCAGAAAUCGCGAGUUCCUUGAUUUGAUUUGAAAAACAGCUAUAUCGAAUGUUAUUGACCCCAUCAGAAUAAACAAUGGUGUCAAAUAAAUUAACUUUUUAUUGAGA